CAUUUAGCGAUAAGUGACACUCUGGGAGGGGAAGCAGAACAAACUGUAAGCUGCUAGCGGAUCCAUCUUGCUCGAAAAAGAGGCGAGGGUGAAGGCUUCUUUCAGUUUAGUAUCUCAAAAAACUGUAUCGUCCCCCGUUCAGCGCGCUGGGGAGCCCGCGGAGGGGCUGUAUUGCUGUUUGUAGGAUGUCCCGACAUGAGGGUGUGAGCUGUGAUGCGUGUUUAAAAGGGAACUUUAGAGGAAGACGGUUCAAGUGUUUAAUUUGCUACGACUACGACCUGUGUGCAUCGUGCUACGAGAGCGGAGCCACAACAACAAGACACACCACAGAGCACCCCAUGCAGUGUAUAUUAACCAGGGUAGACUAUGACUUGUAUUAUGGAGGAGACACUUUUUCAGUAGAGCAACCCCAGUCAUUCACAUGUCCUUAUUGUGGGAAGAUGGGCUACACAGAGACGUCCCUACAGGAGCAUGUCACCUCAGAGCAUGCAGAGACUUCCACAGAGGUGAUCUGUCCAAUAUGUGCUGCCUUGCCAGGCGGUGACCCAAACCACGUCACAGAUGACUUUACAGCUCACCUCACACUCGAACACAGAGCGCCAAGAGAUUUAGAUGAGUCCAGCAGUGUUCGGCAUGUACGCAGGAUGUUCCACCCUGGACGAGGACUGGGCGGUCCCAGAGCACGGCGGACAAAUAUGCACUUUACUAGCGGCUCCACAGGGGGACUUUCAUCCUCCUCAUCACAAAGCUCCACUUACACCCCCAGUAACAGAGAAGCAAUGGACCCCAUUGCAGAGUUGUUGUCUCAGCUGUCAGGUGUGCGGCGUGCAGCAGGGGGGCAAAUAAACUCAUCAGGGCCUUCAGCCUCCCAGCUCCAGCAGCUCCAGAUGCAACUGCAGUUGGAGCGGCAGCAGGCUCAGGCAGCACGACAGCAAGUGGAGACAGGCCGCCACGCCACACGACGCAGCAACAACCCAGGCAACGCCGGCAACGCCAUCCCUCCACCCAGCACAGCCACUGCCAACACUGCCUCUGUGGGUGAAAGUAAUCCCUCGUCCUCGUCCCACAGCUCCCAGUUCCUAUUAGCACGGUUGAAUGAACCUAAGAUGUCCGAAGCAGAGCGGCAGUUUCUAGAAGGAGAGCGCGCAGACCGCAGCCUGUUCGUCCAGGAGCUGCUUCUGUCUACGCUGAUGCACGAAGAGAGCUCUUCCUCCGACGAGGACGAACGCCGAGACUUCGCCGACUUCGGAGCCAUGGGCUGCGUGGAUAUCAUGCCUUUAGAUGUGGCGCUGGAGAACCUCCAGCUCAGAGAGAGCAGCUCUACGGGGAAGGAGCCUCCGCCGCCUCCUCUUUGAUGUCCGAGCAUCAAGCAGACUGUGUCCUCUGUGUUGCAACUGUAAAUGUUACAGGCAGUUGUGGCAGACCCUUGCUUCCUGUGACAUGCAAACGGCUCUCCGUAUAAAUACUCCACAUUCAAAAGUCAAGAGGGCAUAGGCGCCUCUGAUGAAGCUGCUGUGUGUGUUUAUGACUAUUAAUAAAUAAAAAGUGCUUGGAUGGGUUACCAUAACUACUGCAUGCAGUUAUUUGCAGCGUGCAUGACUUUUAAUGACCUUGUCAUUAAAAACUUUUUUUUUUUUUUUUUUUUUAAAUAUCCCAAAGCUUUCAACUGUUUCUAAAUGGUUAUUUCAAGUAUUGAAAAUGGAGUAGUUUACAAAACUGACAUGCUGAAAUUUAACGUCUAACAAUAUAAUUUGUUAGGCUCUCUUUUUUUGAACGAGUACAUAUAAUGAAGAGAAAACAAUUUGGGCUCUGCGGUAGCUUCUGAAGAAAUGCUGCAAUGUGUCUGUCUCUCAGCUCCAGAUUGCCCAGAUUCGCCAGCGACGACUGUCUGAAUAUGUCGAUCGCUGACGGGCAGCAGAGCUACGACUACUAGGAACUGAAGAAAAGAGAGCUUGCCUCUGAAUUUUUCCUAGAUGUUUAUGUUCAGUGAUAAGCUGUGUAGACACCAUAUACGUUAUAAUUCAUAGAUAAGUGCAGACGCCCAACUCUGUCCAUCGCUCGUUCACGCUAUUUUCUGACGUUCGCUCUUAUGUACAGGCCAGUGUCAGACCACAUGCUUUAGAUGGCUUGUAUGAAUUAUUUCUUUGCUGGGUAACAGGAGCUUGAGACUUUCCACACUGCAGUUUUGUUUUUUUUUUCUGCUAAGGAUAGCACUUUCUAUUUAUUCAUGUUUGUUUUCUGAUUCUUUUUGAGCCUUGAUAAUGAAUCAUGCCACCUUCAUGCCUAUACUUUUACCCUCCUAUGUAAAAUACAAUAAGAUGUAUAUUGAAUUUGUGCGUUAACUUUCAUAAUGGUUCUAAGACAUGGGCAAACUUUUUUUUAAAACUGUAAAUUUAGAAUAAAAUAAAUCUAAACUGCGCACAGCUUUUGAUGAAACCAAG
Messenger RNA from Thunnus maccoyii (southern bluefin tuna), 2441 nucleotides. It is a transcript of the gene kcmf1, whose product is annotated as potassium channel modulatory factor 1. The coding region runs from base 186 to 1355 and encodes 389 amino acids. Lineage: Eukaryota; Metazoa; Chordata; Actinopteri; Scombriformes; Scombridae. The record is from RefSeq and is a predicted model, not a curated record. The transcript is spliced from 8 exons. Gene Ontology annotation, biological process: synaptic signaling. Gene Ontology annotation, molecular function: zinc ion binding. Gene Ontology annotation, cellular component: plasma membrane.